AUGCAGUCUUCGGCUCUUUUCAAAAUAUCUCACCUAUCCACCCAGGAGAACCACGCCGCGAACGCCGACCUGUCUGAUGUGGCUCCAGAGGCAAUCUUAGUACACUGUUCUAAAGGUGUAUCACGCUCUCUAACUGCUAUUGCUGCGUAUCUCAUGCGCAAGUUUGUAUUACCACUGGAAGAUGAAUUGAACUUUCUUCGAACUAAGCGAAACAUCAAGCCAAGCGCGAACUCCACUCGCCAACAUGAGAUUUGGGAGGAGAUCAACUACAAGUUGUGGGAGGACGACGAAAAGCGCAACCCGAAAAUGCCAUACGAAAUAUUCCUUCAAGAUCGAGAUAUCUUACUGAAGAGGAACCGUCUCCAGGCGAUGUGCUGA
Molecule: messenger RNA, 378 nt
Organism: Penicillium cosmopolitanum
Lineage: Eukaryota; Fungi; Ascomycota; Eurotiomycetes; Eurotiales; Aspergillaceae
Product: dual specificity protein phosphatase family protein
Exons: 1
Coding region: 1-378 (125 amino acids)
Biological process (GO): protein dephosphorylation
Molecular function (GO): protein tyrosine/serine/threonine phosphatase activity
Source: RefSeq, a predicted model, not a curated record